Molecule: messenger RNA, 2001 nt
Organism: Planococcus citri (citrus mealybug)
Lineage: Eukaryota; Metazoa; Arthropoda; Insecta; Hemiptera; Pseudococcidae
Product: venom carboxylesterase-6-like
Molecular function (GO): serine hydrolase activity
Source: RefSeq, a predicted model, not a curated record
AUAAAUGUAGAAAACUAAGUAUAAAAAAUAGUUCGAUUCGAAGUAGUCUUCCUUUGGAUUAUUUUUAAAGUGACGAUUGAGAACAUGAUGCGUUUAGUUAUAUUCGUAUGUUGCUUAAAUUCUACGAUAUUAUGUUUUUCUCCCAUCGUAAGGGUCGAAGAAGGUGAGCUUGUUGGCACUUCUUACGAGCUGCCUAAUGGACGUAUUGUUGACGCAUUUUUAGGAGUUCCAUACGCUGCUCCCCCCCAUUUUUGAGCAUAGAUUUAAGGAACCUCAAAAAUUGAAUUCAUGGAAGGGAGUAUGGAACGCGACAAAAAAUUCGUAUCGUUGUUUGCAAAUAGAACCUAUAAAACCAUAUUCAAUUUACGGAGAAGAAGAUUGUCUUUAUUUAAAUAUUUACACACCUAAAUUACCAGUUGAUGGGAAUGCUUCUUUGAUGGAUGUUAUGGUCUUCAUACACCCUGGAGCUUUUAUGUACGGUAGCAGGAGAAUAUAUUAUCCAGAUUAUAUUUUACAAAAUGAUGACUUGGUUUAUGUCAGUAUUAACUAUCGACUGGGAGUUUUAGGAUUUCUUAGCACUGGUGAUGAAGCAGCACCCGGAAAUUUGGGAUUAAAGGAUCAGGUCGCCGCGUUAAAAUGGAUUCAACGUAAUAUUUUCAAAUUUGGUGGAAAUCCUGCCAGCGUUACGAUUGUUGGCUGCUCUGCUGGUGGAGCUAGUGUCCACUACCAUUUGAUCUCACCUUUGAGUGAAGGACUUUUCCAUAAAGCUGCUUCAUUAAGUGGAACUGCAUUACCUGAGUGGACAUUACCCAAGAAUAAUACUGAAAAAUCGAUUCAACUAGCUGCAUUAGAAGGUUGUCCCACUAAUAAUACCAAGGACAUGGUGACAUGUUUGCAAAAGAGACCAGCUAGAGCGCUUAUUGAGCAAAUGAGAAAUUUUAUGAUUUGGAAAUAUUGCCCGUUCACAGCGUUCGGUCCAGUUGUGGAACUUGAGAAUUCAAAUGCAUUUUUAUCGACACAUCCCCUCGAGUUAUUGAAAAACGGCAAAAUGAAAAAUUUACCUUGGAUGGCGAGUGUUGUGGAGAAAGAAGGAUUGUAUCCAGGGGCAGAAUACAUUCCUCAUGAUGACGUGCUGAAAGGACUAGACGAUAAAUGGAAUGAAAUAUCGCCAAAUUUACUCAUGUACAAUUUUAGUGUACCAAAGCAAAAAAGGGAUGCAGUUAGUAGUGAAAUAAAAAAAUUCUACUUCAACGAAAAACCUAUUUCAAAAGAAACUGUAAACCAACUGAUUCAGAUGCUAGGCGAUAGAUUAUUUUACAACGAGAUAUACGAAGCUGUGAAAUUACAUAGCCGGGCAACCAAAUCAAAUGUAUAUUGUUAUAAAUUCGCUUACCGUGGGAAAUAUAGCUUAACAAACUACAUUGCAGGAAAUUACGAAAAUUAUGGAACCAGUCAUGCUGAUGAUGUUUCAUAUUUUGCACGGUAUCUUUCUAAAGGUUCCCAAGAGACUGAAACAGAUAAAGCGAUGACCAAAUUUAUGUCCGCAAUUUUUAUUAAUUUUAUGAAAACAGGAUAUCCCAAUCUCGGAAUUGAAUCCUGGAAACCAGUUGCUAAAGACCAAACCACCAAUUUAUCUUGUUUACAUAUUUAUUCCCCGAGCCAAGUUAAAUUCGAGGAUAUCUCAAAUGAAUCUACGAGUAAAUUUUGGAAAAAUACGUUAGGUACCAGAUAAAUAUCUUAUGAAUAGUGUUUCAUUACAAAAAUGAGCUUUAAGUACCUAUGUAAUAAAAAUGAGGUGUUGUAUGUAAUAAUUUGAAUUUUGAAAUUUGUUUCCUACAUCUAAUAUACUUAAUCUCUCGGUAUUUUAUAAAACGCGUAUGUACACAUUAAGAACUGAUUGUGUUCCAUAUAAGUUGAAGAAAAAAUAUUACUGAACAGAGAGACUUGAAAUGGUGAGUGCAAAUAGGGAUUUUCUCACAUAUCACUUGCAAUUUUUAGAAC